Messenger RNA from Eurytemora carolleeae, 1645 nucleotides. RefSeq names its product probable G-protein coupled receptor Mth-like 1. Bases 26 to 1645 code for a protein of 539 amino acids. Gene Ontology annotation, biological process: G protein-coupled receptor signaling pathway; cell surface receptor signaling pathway. The record is from RefSeq and is a predicted model, not a curated record. Gene Ontology annotation, cellular component: membrane. The transcript has 19 exons. Gene Ontology annotation, molecular function: G protein-coupled receptor activity. Lineage: Eukaryota; Metazoa; Arthropoda; Copepoda; Calanoida; Temoridae.
CAAUUUUCAGAUAAAUGGUUAAAUAAUGAAACUAGUGCUGCUGCUGGUUUUCUGGUUUACAACUGCAGUUUCUAUAAAUGUGGAUAAAUGUUGUCCCCUUAACAGUGUUUUCGAUGUAAGCACAAACAAGUGUUUUGCUUUCAACUCAAGCAUCACGAUCAGUGAAACCAGUUUGUUGUUUAAUAAACACAAACCAAAAAUAUUCUCAUUAGAGUCAGAGGAUUUUAUUGAAGAGGGGAUAUCAGCAACAGAUUAUAGGUUACCCUCCUGUCCUGCUGGAGAAAAAUAUACAAUUAUUCAAAAUAUUGAAGACGAAGAAAACUUUGUUUUGAUAAAAGAAGACGGUUCACUGUUUAAAACUGAGGAUGGUUCUACAGAGGCUAUGUUUUGCAUCGAUUCUAUAAUUCGUCAGAAUACAGUUGUCGGACAUCUUGCUGUUUUAUGCGGAAUAAGCGAGGAAAAAGUAUGUUCCGGUUUAUUCUGCAUCAACAACUGCUGUCCUGAGGGAACUGUUUACAAAACAAAUCUAGGUGAGUGUCAACCUACUUCUGAGUUCAAGUUUCCCCAGCUACUCAAGGAGACAGUCAAGUCGGUCAACCCAACGCUUCCAGGGGAAGGUUGGGAGGACAGCCUCAAGAUAUACUAUCGUGAACCUAAUUGCUCUCAUCUUCAUAUCUACUCAGAAGAUGAGUUUGAGGUUGAGGCGGAAGGUUGGUUACGCGCCGGUCAAACUAUACUUCCUUAUACACAGUUCUGUUUAAACCCAGUGCAGCAAUAUAACUCUACAGUUCUUCAAGCAAAGGUUUGUUCUGGAAUUGAUGAGAAUGAUCUCCUGAUCUACUCCGUCCUAUCUCAGCAGAUUAUUCCAGUUCUCAUCAUUCUCUCAGAGAUAUUUCUCUUCCUCACCUUUUCUCUUCACGUUCUAGUUCCAGAGUUCAGAAAACAGAUAUUUGGAUGGAUGAAAAUGUGUACUGUUGCUAGCCUAUUCCUCUCCUAUCAAUGGUUCCUAAUUAUCCUAUUUGGAGGAGAUCUCCUGAUACAAGAAUAUCCAGCCCUAUGCCAGCUGAUGGGGUUCUUGAUACAGUUUUGUUUCCUCUGCUCCUUCACCUGGAUGACAACAAUGUCAAUUGAGGUCUGGUUGACCUUUAGAAAGUUGACCGCUAACAGUGAAACUGAUGCUAGACAAAGAAGUCAGAGAAGAAGAUUUAAACAAUAUAAUCUUUUCUCAUUUGGAACUCCGCUACUAGUUACUGUGUGCACCAUAGCAGUGCACUUUACACCUGACCAUCUUAAGGAAAAUAUUAUUUCCCCGGGAUUUGGUGAGGGGAGCUGUUUUAUUGAGGGAUAUUUGGCUAAAAUUCUGUAUUUUCACGGAUUAAUUGCUCUCCUACUGGCAGUAAACCUGGUUCUGUUUAUUAUCUCCGCGUACUCGCUUCUGCUCGGAGUCUGGGCUCCUGCUAGAGAUGAACAAGGAUCCAGGCGGAUAAACGGACAGAUGACAUGGAUUGUAUUUGAACUGUUUCUUGUGAUGGGAUUAACCUGGGGAUCAGAGAUAUUAACAAUCUCAAUAGAUUGGGCUCAUUCUACUUCACAUUACUUAGGUCCGCUUCCGGCCUGCGACAUCAGGUUCCAAAGAUGUUAUUAG